Messenger RNA from Triplophysa dalaica, 4138 nucleotides. It is a transcript of the gene prkd2, whose product is annotated as protein kinase D2. The transcript has 18 exons. The coding region runs from base 536 to 3316 and encodes 926 amino acids. The record is from RefSeq and is a predicted model, not a curated record. Gene Ontology annotation, molecular function: protein serine/threonine kinase activity; ATP binding. Gene Ontology annotation, biological process: protein phosphorylation. NCBI's taxonomy places the organism in Eukaryota, Metazoa, Chordata, Actinopteri, Cypriniformes, Nemacheilidae.
AGUUUUCUCUCUGAGACACAGCAGACACCGCACGAUCUGACAAGAAACUGAAACACAGCCUGACUUGCAAAGCAAGCCUAGCCAGGAGCUCUCUGUGGCUCCUGUUUAUUUCCUAAACUUGGAAUCCAUCUUGAACGGACACUCUUGAAGCUUGCUUCUUUAUUUUACUCACUUUUUCUCCUGGGGUUUCCUUAAAGUUUGGACGUUUUCCUCUUCAGAGCAGCUUUGGAGUCGAGUGAGAACAGGAAGCAGGAGGUCGAGGAGGAGGCGGGGGCCGCUCUCAGUUUAAAGGCUUAACUUCACUUGUCCGCUUUUCUCACCUGCUCCUCGUCUGGAAUGAAAACACCAGAGAGCUUUCUGUGACAGACAAGACAAGAAAGAAGAUCCACUUCCUGGAAAGGGAUCUGUUUUUUAAGCUCCAAGGGACACGGACUACACAACACAGACAGCCUCUAUUGAUGAGUGAGCGUCUGAUGGUGUGUUGUUGCCUCACACCGCCCAGUCUUACCUGUCUUUGACUCGGUUACCCUUCAGCAUGGCCAACGUCAGUCCCUUCAUGUCACCGGGGCCCAUUUCCCAAGUAUUCUUCCCCCCGGGCGGGCCGUCUCCUCCUGGGUCGGUGGUAAUGCAACAAGGUAUCCCGGUCUCUGUCCCUGCGUCCCAAACCCCAGGAUUCCCUCCACUGGACUCAGGGGUGGCCCUGGGGCCCGGCGGGGCUUCCGCUAUGCUGUCUAUCCCUCCGGCACCAGCCGGUGUCUCCUUCAUCAUACAGAUUGGGCUGACCAGGGAAUCUGUACUUCUUCCCCAGUCUGCAGACCUGGCUUACAUCAAACAAAUUGCAUGCUCGAUUGUGGAUCAGAAGUUUCCUGAAUGUGGCUUUUAUGGGAUAUACGACAAGAUCCUCCUUUUCAAGCACGAUGUAGGCAGCAAUAACAUCCUGCAGCUGGUGAAGGCAGUGUCUGACAUCCAGGAGGGCGAUCUGGUGGAGGUUGUUUUGUCCGCUGCUGCCACAUUUGAGGAUUUUCAGAUUCGCCCGCAUGCGCUGAACGUGCACUCCUACCGUGCACCGGCCUUCUGCGAUCACUGCGGCGAGAUGCUCUUCGGUCUGGUGCGUCAAGGGCUCAAAUGCGACGGCUGUGGGCUGAAUUACCACAAACGCUGUGCCUAUAGUAUUCCCAAUAACUGCAGCGGGGUGAGGAAGCGUCGCCUGUCAACCACGUCCCUUACCAGCAGUCAAUCUCUGCGCCUGUCAACCACAGAGUCCCUCAGCAGCCUAAACAGCAGUGUGACGUCUGAGGACGUCAGCCUCAUCCGAUCACACACCCAAAUGCCCCGCACUCCCAGCGAUGCCAGACGCUGUUACACCGGACGUCCCGUCCACCUGGACAAGAUCCUCAUGACUAAAGUGAAGGUCCCGCACACAUUUGCCGUUCACUCGUACACUCGGCCCACCGUAUGCCAGUACUGCAAGAGACUGUUGAGGGGUCUGUUCCGCCAGGGGCUCCAGUGCAAAGAUUGUAAAUUCAACUGCCACAAGCGAUGUGCGUACAAGGUGCCGAACGACUGUUUAGGCGAGACUCUUGGAGACAUGUUGAGUCCGAGCACAGACGCGGAGGUGUCGAUGGACUACAGUAAUGACUAUACAGACCCUGAUAAAUCCUCAUUGAUGGAUGACUCAGAUGAAGCUUGCAGUAUCCCUGGCUCUUUCUCCCCAGACAGCAGCCAGGACGGAGCCAGUGGAGACCAGAGUGCUAAUAUUCCUCUGAUGAGAGUCGUGCAGUCCAUCAGACAGACCACACGCCGCUCUAGCACGGCCAUUAAAGAGGGCUGGAUGGUGCACUACAGCAAUAAGGAUACAUUGCGGAAGAGACACUACUGGCGACUGGACUGCAAAUGCAUCAUCCUAUUUCAGAACGAUACCACCAACAAAUACCAUAAGGAGAUCCCUCUCUCAGAAAUCCUGCAGAUCCGCUAUGCGGGUGAUUUCUCUCUCGUGCCUAUUGGCACGAGUCCCCACUGUUUUGAGAUGGUGAUGGGCAACAUGAUCUACUUUGUUGGCGAGGACCCCAACCCCUCCCCAUCCCCGUUAUCAAGCAUGCACGGUGUGCCCAACUUUGCCACACCGAGCUGUGUCGCGCCUAAUAGCGGAGUGGGGCGGGAGUUUGCCAAAGGCUGGGAGACAGCCAUUCGUCAAGCCCUGAUGCCAGUCAUCUUCCAAGACAACCCUCCGGCAUUGGGAAAAACUCCUCAUCGGCAAGCGUCAGUCAGCAUUUCUGUAUCUAACAGCCAGAUUCAAGAGAAUGUGGAUAUUGCAAUGGUCUACCAGAUCUUUGCUGAUGAGGUUCUGGGUUCUGGACAGUUUGGUGUGGUUUAUGGAGGGAAACACAGGAAAAGUGGUCGGGAUGUAGCUGUGAAGGUGAUUGACAAGCUGCGAUUCCCAACAAAACAGGAGAGCCAGCUGAGGAACGAAGUGGCCAUACUGCAGAGCCUGAGACACUUGGGUAUAGUGAAUCUAGAGUGCAUGUUUGAGACGCCUGAGAAGGUCUUUGUUGUGAUGGAGAAACUUCAUGGUGACAUGUUGGAGAUGAUCCUGUCCAGUGAGAAAGGUCGACUUCCAGAGAGACUCACCAAGUUCCUCAUUACACAGAUUUUGGCUGCUUUGAGGAACCUUCACUUCAAGAACAUCGUGCACUGUGACCUCAAACCUGAGAAUGUGUUAUUGGCAUCAGCGGAUCCUUUCCCACAGGUGAAACUUUGUGACUUUGGCUUUGCUCGCAUCAUCGGAGAGAAGUCUUUCCGUCGCUCUGUCGUGGGAACACCGGCUUACUUGGCUCCCGAGGUCCUCCUGAACCAGGGAUAUAAUCGCUCCUUGGACAUGUGGUCAGUUGGUGUGAUCAUGUACGUUAGCCUGAGCGGAACCUUCCCCUUCAAUGAAGAUGAAGACAUAAACGAUCAGAUCCAUAACGCUGCCUUCAUGUACCCGCCUAACCCUUGGAAACAGAUCUCUCCUGAAGCUAUCGACCUCAUCAAUAAUUUGCUGCAAGUGAAGAUGAGAAAACGCUACAGUGUGGACAAGAGUCUCAGCCACACCUAUUUACAGGAUUACCAGGCCUGGCUAGACCUCCGAGAGCUGGAGUCAAAGCUUGGGGAGCGUUACAUAACCCAUGAGAGCGAUGACAGUCGCUGGCAGCAGUACGCCUGUGACCACACGCUGCCGUACCCUCCUCACCUGGUGCCUCCGCCCCCCGCAUCAGAUGAUGAGGGUGCGGAGGAUGCGGACAUGCAGGGACUGACGGAACGUGUUAGCAUCCUUUGAAAAAAAGGUUGAGGAUGCCGCAGAGAGGGUUGACGAGCGCCCGCAUUAUAAGAAACUGUAAGGACGACCCCCUCUUUCAACCGACGGCAGAUUCUCUGACUUCUGACCUUUUCCAGCCAGAAGAUAGCCAAGAUGUGUUUCUGGGAUGUAGAGAUAAUACGGUCGGGGAAGAUUCGUUUCGGACCCCAGCACUCAAGCAGACACGCACACAACAAAAUGUUGAGAAUCUCCGGUCUGACUUUGUCUUUGUACUCGAAACAAUCGUAUCACCUUUGAUACAAAACGCUGAGAGAGUACUAAUCUGUAUAAUGUCUGGAUUUCCCUGUUCUUGUAAUGAAACCAUUUUGAGUUUCAGAUUCACUGAAAAAUUUCCAAGAAAACAGUUGUAGAAACCCGGUGUUUUCCAUUGUCAUUUCAUAAGUGUGCGCUGAAGGUGUGAUACUGUACACUCACUCUUACUGAAGGACUGUGACUUUGGGAAGGAUGUCAUCCAAAAAGGACUGAGAUGCAGGUUUAUCUCUAACUGACUGCACAAGGACUGCCAAAACUUUUCUCAGAUCAGCUGCUAUUGGCAAUGGGGAAAGGGCUGUGUUGAUCUUGGUUAUUUUAACUGAUGUUGGUUAUGCUGUGGGAGAUAUCCUGGGUGUGUAUUCAUAUUCUAAGCUGACCCUAGACCUGAGCACUAGGCUGCAUGUCCCUGAGAAUUCAAUUUGCUUAAGACUUAUUGCUAUGAAGGACUUUUGUACAUGUGUAACCUUAGAAAUGUAGCUUUAUGGAUGGAAUGUUAUGCGUUCCGGCUGGUUUAAUAAAUACAUAAAUAUA